Messenger RNA from Suricata suricatta (meerkat), 1348 nucleotides. Its product is annotated as interferon lambda-1-like. The record is from RefSeq and is a predicted model, not a curated record. The transcript has a single exon. Lineage: Eukaryota; Metazoa; Chordata; Mammalia; Carnivora; Herpestidae. Gene Ontology annotation, biological process: defense response to virus; positive regulation of immune response; innate immune response. The coding region runs from base 229 to 801 and encodes 190 amino acids. Gene Ontology annotation, molecular function: cytokine activity.
AGUUUCUCUUUCCCUCUCGGCACAGGUCCAGAGAAGGGACCUGUCGCAUGGCCUUUCCCUGCAGGCUCACCUCCUUCAGCGACCGGCCCCACCUACUUAGGCCUUCCAGGCCCAGUGGAGAUUCCUAUUUCCAUUUGCCUUUUCGCUUUACAUACAUCAGCUGGGAUUGCCCCGCGAGCCGGGCUAAAAGCGGAGCCAUGGGGCCGGGGAAGCAGUUGAGGCUCGGCCAUGGCUACAGCUCGGGUUGUGGUGCUGGUGACCGUGGUGCUGGGCCUGACCGGGGCAGGCCCUGUCCCGACUUCCAGGCCCACCACAACCAGGAGGGGCUGCCACAUGGGCAAGUUCCAAUCUCUGUCGCCGAGGGAGCUAGAAACCUUCAAGAAGGCCAAGGAUGCCUUAGAAGAGUCACUCUCGCCGAAAGACUGGACCUGUGCCUCUCGUCUCUUCCCACGGACCAGGGACCUGAUAAGACUGCAGGCCUGGGAGCGCCCUGCCGCCUUGGAAGCAGAGCUAGACUUGACCCUGAAGGUCCUGGGGAACAUGACUGACACGUCCCUGGGGGUCGUCCUGGACCAGCCCCUGCGUGUGCUGCGCCACAUCCACUCCGAGCUCCGGGCUUGUGUCCUGGCUCAGCCCACGGCAGGACCCAGACCCCGCGGCCGCCUGCACCACUGGCUGCACCGGCUCCAGAGGGCCCCAGAGGAGUCCCAGGGGUGCCUCGAGGCCUCCGUCACGUUCAACCUCUUCCGCCUCCUCACGCGGGACCUGAAAUGCGUCGCCAGCGGAGACCUGUGUGUCUGAAAACCUGGACCCCAUCCCCAGCCCGUGCGCCUCAUCACUGCCUUAAGUUAUUUCCUCGCAAUCCCUUAUUUAUGGACCUGCAGCCAUAUCCAUAAGAAAGUUUAUUUUUCUACUUUUGUACAAUGCGCAGCAAAUGAACAGAAAGGAACAGGAAAAGAAACAAAAAGCCAACUACUCCUGAGUUUGAGAGGACAGAGGAGCAUGUUAAACAACAGUGGGAGCUGCAAUCAGCAAAACGCAGGCUCUGGCAUACGCUACAGGACUAAAAAUUCAGCUUAACUCAAACAUUUCAAGGGGCAAAAAAGAGAAAGAUGGGGUCCCUGUACUCUACAGGAAGAGCUUUGAGGAUAAAGGUGAUUUAAAGGUCUAUUCACCAAAUGCAAUGGGGAGACCUUAUUGAAUCCUGAUGCAAACUCUUUUUAAAAUGUGGAUUUAUACAACAGCUGGACAUUGGAACAUUGACUGCCUAUCAAUCGCUAUUAAAGAAUUAUAGGGGCACCUGGGUGGCUCAGUCGGUUAAGCCUCCGACUUUGACUCGGGUCAGGAU